AUGGCUUCAGUACGCUCCAGUAUCCAAACUCUCCGUGAGAAACAUGCCACCACGGAAGAACUCGACACAAAAGAUGGCAUCUCCUUGUUGUCCCUCAAGCAUCACCUGCUUUUGUCGUACCUUAACUCGUUGGUAUUGGUGUCUGCCAGACAUGCAAUCGGAGACUCCCUCAGCGAACGGUCCUUGCCAUCCUUGCCAUUCAGCAGCGCCGAGAGGGAUCAACGAGGGUCUGGUGCGGGUGACCUUGUCGAUUCCAUGAUUGAAGGACGAGUCGCUCUUGAGAAGAUUAAAGUUCUGGAAAGCAGGAUGCGCUACCAGAUUGAAAAGCUCGUUCGCCUUUCGAGUGAGCAGUCCAGCAAGGACCUUGCCAAUGAUCCCUUGGCCUUCAAACCUAACCCCCAAAACCUUGUUGAUGAGGAGGACGCGGAGGAAGAUGAAUAUGCCGAUGACGCCGACAAGGAUCAAGACGGUAUCUAUCGCCCUCCCAAGUUGGCUCCCAUGCCAUAUGUCGAGCCAACAUCCAAACGCUCCGACCGCAAGCCUGUCCCCAAAGCAUUGUCUUCGCUGAUCUACAGUCAAGAUCCCUCUCGGCCGUUCGUCGAAUCAUCCUCUGGUCUGGGUGCCCUCCAAUCGGAUCGCAGGCGUGAGCUUGAUCGGAUGCGGGAGUACGAAGAGGAGAAUUUCACACGACUGGUGAUGAAAAAGAAAGAUGCAAAGAAACGUGCUCGCGACGAAGCUAAUGUGGCAUUGGGCGGUGGUGCCCAAGGCAACAAUAGACGACGCGGAAGAGGGCUGGAAGACGAAUUCGCGGACGUUUUGACUGCCGUCGGGAGGACGCGUACUGGUGUCCUGGGAGAUGGUUACGAAGAAUUGAGGCAGCGGGGUAGGAAGGCUGACGUUCUUUCACGCGCACGGACACGGCCGCGGGAAGAGAUUGGGGGCGCUGGGGAUGAUGGACCUAUCGCGAGGAAGAAGACAAGGUUUGAGAAGCAGAGAGUCGCCCUGAGCAAGAGGGCCCGUGCUAAAAGACCGUGA
Messenger RNA from Coniophora puteana RWD-64-598 SS2, 1035 nucleotides. RefSeq lists its product as uncharacterized. Bases 1 to 1035 code for a protein of 344 amino acids. NCBI's taxonomy places the organism in Eukaryota, Fungi, Basidiomycota, Agaricomycetes, Boletales, Coniophoraceae. Gene Ontology annotation, cellular component: small-subunit processome; nucleolus. The record is from RefSeq and is a predicted model, not a curated record. The transcript is spliced from 3 exons. Gene Ontology annotation, biological process: maturation of SSU-rRNA from tricistronic rRNA transcript (SSU-rRNA, 5.8S rRNA, LSU-rRNA).